This is a messenger RNA of Peromyscus maniculatus bairdii (prairie deer mouse), 1023 nucleotides long. It is a transcript of the gene Hilpda, whose product is annotated as hypoxia inducible lipid droplet associated. The record is from RefSeq and is a predicted model, not a curated record. Gene Ontology annotation, biological process: positive regulation of cell population proliferation; autocrine signaling; positive regulation of cytokine production. Lineage: Eukaryota; Metazoa; Chordata; Mammalia; Rodentia; Cricetidae. Gene Ontology annotation, cellular component: lipid droplet.
GGCGGGGCCUCGGCCAUGGUGGGCGGGGCCUCGAGACGUCGGUUUCUCUCUGCUGCUUAUUUGUAUCCCGAGCGGUGCCUGCGUGGAGUUCCCACGCUGCGACUCUGCGGAUCUUCCUCCUUAGGCCUGCACGACCUGCUGUGACCGCGAGCAGCCGUCUCCCGACUCUUCUUCCUGAGGGUCUAGAAGCAGAAAGCAGCUCUACUUCCCUGCAAAGGAGCUGGACAUAGCAGCCAUGAAGUAUAUGGUGAACCUCUAUCUGCUGGGGGUCAUACUGACCCUGCUGUCCGUCUUUGUUAGACUGAUGGAGUCACUGGAGGGCUUAUUGGAGAGCCCAUUGCCUGGGAGCCCCUGGGUCACCAGAGGUCAGCUGGACAACACAGAGCCUCCCAAAGGCCUACCAGACCAUGCAUCUAGAGGCGUACAAUAAAACCUCCAUCCAGAAAUCAGCCGUACUUUGGCACACUAACAUCAGCAUGUUCAACCAAGUGCUCCAUUUCCAAAGAGGCAGCGUCGGUGUCUCCAAAGAACUGUUAGUAGGCCUGGAAGGGCCUUUUUUUGGUUGUUCCUUACCCUGGAAAAGGGCAUAUCUAAUGUAGAGGUGUGAGUGGGUUGUCUGGCUGUGGGAAGGAAUCUCAUUCUUCCGACGUUUGCCAUAUGCUUUGCUGUCCUGCAGUGUGCUCUGAGAUGGAGGUGUACCAACUUCAGCUGUUGGAAGAUGAAGGACUCUUGGACAUACGUAUAUUCUGGUUGGUUUGAUCCUGAGUCUCUUCCAUGAGAGCUGUUUGGACAGCAGUUAAGGGGUUAUGGGUUGGCAAUAAGGAGAGAGAGGUUGGAAUAUCCAGUGUUCAGGUCUCAGUUGUACAUUUAAGUUCUUCCUCCAAUGUAGUGCACAUGUGUUUAUGUAUAAUGUCUAAAGAGGGUUGUGGGAUGAUCAGACCUGCUCAGGGUGUGGGAGAUCCAGCCACUGUGUGGCUUAAAUGAAUUUUUCUAAUGCAAUAAAUGUGACUAUAUAUAUUUCCA